Molecule: messenger RNA, 1503 nt
Organism: Coccinella septempunctata (seven-spotted ladybird)
Lineage: Eukaryota; Metazoa; Arthropoda; Insecta; Coleoptera; Coccinellidae
Product: helix-loop-helix protein delilah-like
Exons: 1
Coding region: 198-875 (225 amino acids)
Molecular function (GO): protein dimerization activity
Source: RefSeq, a predicted model, not a curated record
CCUCCAGAACAGGUGGGGUCCAGCAUAACUUGAUACCUCUUACGUACAGCCUCCCAGCUCAACCGAUAUAGUAAUCAACCGACUUUCACGGCGUGUGUUACGCAGACACCAUCGCAGUCUGCGUGCGCGAAAGAAGUCCGAGAACAACAUGAUAUUUCCAAAAUUUCCCUCCAAGCUCCAUAAUUUGAAGUCUUAAAAUGGAUUCGCUUCUUCAAGAGUACAGUGAUAUGUCGCAAAAUUCAUCUGGUGAAUAUUCCAAAGAAUGUUACACAGACUCAAACAACAACGAAAGCGGAAAUUUUCCGGGAGAAACCUCCAAAGCUGAUAAGUAUUCUCUGAGACCCAGAACGUCACGUAGAUGCCCAGAAGUGAGGGAAGACUUUGAAGGCAGCAAAAAGUCCAAGAAGUCUGUUAAGCAAAAAUCGGCACCCCUAAGCAAGUACAGAAGGAAAACAGCAAACGCUAGGGAACGAAAUAGGAUGAGGGAGAUAAAUCAAGCCUUCGAAACAUUGCGGUCGAUUAUACCCCAUGGACAAGUUCAAGAAACCAGUGCAGCUAAUGAAAAACUGACAAAAAUUACAACUUUGCGAUUAGCUAUGCGUUACAUCAGCGCGCUUAGUUCUGCUUUGAAUUGUGGUGACAAGGAUGUUAAUCUAGACUUCGAUUUCGAAAGUUACAAUGAUUUGGAUUUCCUACUGGAAUCCGAUGGUGAAUCUUUGUCUCUCUCGGAGCAUUCCUUGGUGACUUCUCCCGAUUUCCAGGAUUCAACAUUGUGUUCUUUCGACCUCGGUGGUUCUUUUCCUUCCUUACUCCAUUCGGAGUUCGCAGACCACUCUUUGGUGCCUCCUAGUCUCCAGGACUUUUUUUUCACGUGAUGGCUUUUCUGAGAAGAAGUGAUAAGUAUAUAAUUAUUAAAAUUUUCAAACUUUGUAUAAUUCAAUUCGAAAAAAAAUUUCCUGGAUCUAAUCUCAAUCGACAUUUUCAAAAUAAAUCUCAAUCUGAUAGUGAAAAAAAUACUUUUGAAAUUCUGCUUGCAUUUGAAAUAUUCCUCAUCUUGGUUGCCUUAAAUAAAAAUAUAAUUAUGAUAAUUUUCAUGACAGUCAGAAUUAUGAAGUUUUUAUUAUUUUGAAAAUGAUUAUAUAACAUCACACGAGUGAAAAUAACUGGAUAUUACAUGUUGAAUGGCAUGGACACAACUAAGAGUAUAAUUGAAUGAAAUUUGAAAUAAUUUUUAUCUGCAAUUUAUUCUCAUGGAAGGGGAAAUAUAAAGGAAUUGGGAGCAAUAUUACCUUUGCACAUCAUUUGUGUACCUACACUGUGAGGUUAAACUAGUUGUGCCUUUAUUUCGAUGAGAUAAAGAUUUAUUGAAUUUAUAUUAAGAGAGAACCCAAUUUCCUGAAUGCAAUAAAAAGUGUAAAUAAAUAUGUACAUAGUCAAUUUUUUUCUCGUAAAUAUAUUGUUGUGUUUGAAAUAUUGUUGUACAAUUGAUAAAUAAUUUGAUUU